UGUCGGCUUUAGGCCCGCUUUACUCCACCAUACACAAUAUAUACAACCAGUCAAUAUAUAUUCUCAGCCCUGAACACAGGAACAAUAUGAGAUUUAUCUGUGCACUAGCUUUUCUUAUCGCUGCUGUCGCUGGAGACGGUACAGGUGGUCACCAUGACCACGGACACGGUCAUGAUGCCGGGCACGGGCAUGACCACGGUGCAGCUGCUCCUGUUGUAUCAGCUGCUGCUGCCCCUGCUGGAGAUGAAUACGGAUCCCCCCAGGCCCCUGUAGUAGCUGAUGAAUAUGGAUCCCCCGCUGCUCCUGUUCAGAACAACUAUGCUGCUCCUGCUGCUCAGACCUAUGCUGCUCCUGCUCAAGCUGCUCCUGGAGGUAGCUCGGGGUACUACUAUUACUACUACCCCGUCAAACAGAACAAUCCCCAGUCCUACGCUGCUCCUGCCAAUGAUGACGGUGGUCUCUUGGGCAUCGGCGGUGGAAUUGCUGCAAUUAUCGCUGCUCUCGCCAAGAAAAAGAUUAUUCUCAUCGCUAUCGCUAUUGCUGGAGCACUUGUUCUCGCAGCAGUAGGAAUCAACCUAACCUUCCCCACUGGACGAUCUCUGUCCGAUCUGUCCUCCAGCAUUUCUCCUUACCUCACUGAAGCUAAUCUCUCCGUUCUUCAAGAUUUCCUGGAAACCGCAAUUGCAAACGUUGAGAAUCUAUAAGUGCUGAAAUCAAACAUCAACCAUUGACAAUCAAAAUUGAUAGUGCCAUCCAUUGGAUAUGAGAGUUAAUGUGCUCUAUCCCUUUGGAAUUCCGCCCUUGAAAGUGGAAUCCUGAAUUAUCGUUGAAAGUGAAAUCUGAAACCUCGGAGCGGGAAACCAAGAUGGCCGUUUCCCACGUGUUCAGAAUGGAUCAGAAUUACGGCUAGCUCCGGGUGGAUUUGUCAGGUUUCAGUUUCGCAGAUUUUUUAGAUUCCACGUUCUCCUUUUGAGCUAAGGACUGCGAUGCUCAUCAGCCUUGCUCCUUGGCUCCUUAUUUAAACCUUUAGUUCUUCCUAUUUACCACUAUCUAUAAAUACCUCUAGUUUUUAAUUCAAAUAUUUCUUUCAAAAUAUUCAAAAAUCUUCCGUCAGCAAAUACUUUAAAACCAGCUUUCCACAG
Messenger RNA from Eurytemora carolleeae, 1142 nucleotides. RefSeq names its product histidine-rich membrane protein KE4 homolog 2. The record is from RefSeq and is a predicted model, not a curated record. NCBI's taxonomy places the organism in Eukaryota, Metazoa, Arthropoda, Copepoda, Calanoida, Temoridae. The coding region runs from base 87 to 704 and encodes 205 amino acids. The transcript is spliced from 2 exons.